Messenger RNA from Colossoma macropomum (tambaqui), 1271 nucleotides. It is a transcript of the gene gng13a, whose product is annotated as guanine nucleotide binding protein (G protein), gamma 13a. Gene Ontology annotation, biological process: sensory perception of taste; phospholipase C-activating G protein-coupled receptor signaling pathway. The record is from RefSeq and is a predicted model, not a curated record. The coding region runs from base 174 to 377 and encodes 67 amino acids. Gene Ontology annotation, molecular function: G-protein beta-subunit binding. Gene Ontology annotation, cellular component: heterotrimeric G-protein complex. NCBI's taxonomy places the organism in Eukaryota, Metazoa, Chordata, Actinopteri, Characiformes, Serrasalmidae. The transcript has 3 exons.
GUCUCCUGCUACUGUGACAGGCCAUUUGUUAGGUACAUACACCUGGGCUUAAAGAUUCUUUUCUUGGAGAGCAUAGCAACAUCAGUCAAGCCACUCUUUGGAUCUCUACUUUUACUUUUGGAUCUCAUUCUACUUCGCAUCUUGGAUAAUUGUGCCACAUAAAUACUAGUAAGAUGGAUGAGUUGGAUGAGACUCAGCUGAAGAAUGAGGUGGACAGUCUGAAACUUCAGCUGCAGAUCACGAGAGAGAAAUCCUCUGUAACCAUCCCUGAGCUUGUUAAAUGGAUUGAAGAGAAAAUGGCUGAGGAUCCUUUUCUGAACGCUGAGAUAAUGCGGGACAACCCAUGGGUGGAGUCAGGGAAGUGUGUCCUGCUGUAGUAACAGCCAGCCACUGACCACAAGGACUACAGCAGUGGCUCCACCCUUUACUGAACAUAUUUGCAUUUAUUUGCUUUAUUUAUUUAUUUAUCAACACUGCAGGCAAAGUGUUUUAGUCAAUAUUUAAUCAUUAAUAUAAACAGGUGAAAUAGUUUGUCACAUCUUUCUAUCAUGUGGUAUUUUUAUGCAAAGAUGUUCCCACUGUACAUUUAAAAAAACUGCUUUGCUGUUAGUUUGUUACUUAAAUGCCCGUAACUGAGUGAGUUGUGCUGCUUCAGUGAAAUACAGUGACUUGUUUGCUCAAUGAAACCUUGUUGAGUAAAACUCAACAUCUUUCCCAUUGGCUCCUGGCAUCAUCAAUUUGCAUAGUGUUUUACCCGUUUUACUCACCCUCUUUCCCUUGGCAUGCCUUCCGUUAUGUGUGUGUCAUUCUUAUGCCCCCGUAGCCUUGUUGUGGUUGCCUGUAAGGGUGGGUUACCAUGUACUUUUCUGCUGAGUGUGUUAUUACAAUGGUUGGGUAGUACAGUAAUUUAAAUUGUCUUAAUUAAACCCAUGAUUUGUGUUGCUGCCUCUGCUUUCAUUAGUUGAACCGUGUUAAUGUGAAGGUGCAAGUACUAUGGUCACCUGCCCUGGUCCUGAAUAUCUACCUUCAUGCAGAUUCUAGUUCCAACCAGAAUCUGCCACACCUGAUCCAGCUACUUAACAUCUUCAGAAGACCUUAACUGGCUGGAUCACUGGGGUGGGCACUGGGGUUUUAUCAUUAGCACUUAAAUCACGUUUGUGUGAUUUAUUCGAAUUAAUUUAGUACAUUCACUUAGCACAUUGCUAAAAUGUUUAAGUAAAUUCAACAUUUAAUUGUUUUUGGAUUGCAAAAUUACAGUGUAAAAUGUUUUU